GAGAUAUAACGUAACGCCGUGUUUGUUUUAUUUAAUCUAUUUGCCAUAGCAACUUUUAAACCCUUUUCCAAAUUAUGUGCAGUGAUCAAUUUCGGCCAAAAAUUAAAUCAUUCGAUUUGUGAAAUUAUAUAAAAGCACACACACUUAAUGCAUAGACCUGCCAUUACGUAAAUUAAUUGUACUUGAAUACUUAAUAUACUUAUAAGCACCUUGAACAACAACAACAACAACAGUACCAGUUACAGCAAUGGAAUUAUCCGCAACGCUGGCCGAAAUGGCUGGCGUGCCCGUGGAGGCCUUUCGCUUACUGGUUACCCUGAUAGCUGGCUAUCCGAUUGCAGCGAUCUAUCGUAAGCUGAUUGUCGAUUUAGAGAACAAGGCGUUGCAUCACCUCUUUUUCGCCUUCUGUGGUCUCAGUCUAUGCUAUUUCAAUUAUGGCAAGGAUACAUAUCAUUCGCUCUUGGCCAUCAGCGUCACCUUCGUGCUGGUGCAUCUGCUGCGAGGUGCCCCACACGUAAUGCUGGGCGUCAACUUUGUCUUUCACAUGGGCUACCUGCUGCUGGGCUAUUACUUCACGGCCAGCAACGAGUACGAUAUCCUGUGGACCAUGCCACAUUGCAUAUUGACGUUGCGGAUGAUUGGUUUCGGCUUCGAUGUGGCCGACGGAUUGAAGCCGGUGUCUAACCUAUCGAAAGAGCAGAGUGAGACGGCAUUGAAGCAUCCGCCAUCGUUCCUCCAGCUACUGGCAUAUGCUUACUUUCCCAGCGGCUUCUUGGUCGGACCGCAGUUUCCCUAUCGACGAUACCAAAACUUCACGAAUGGUGAUUUUCGCCAAUACGAGGGCUGCGUGGACGCCGGCCUCAAGCGCCUGGGCAUGGGUGUGCUCUACCUAAUCGUUUGCCAACUGGGCUUGGCCUAUCUGCCGGAUAACUAUUUCCUGACGCCCGAGUUUGCGGAGCAGCACUUCAUCAAGCGCAUUUUCUUCUUGGGCUUCUGGGCGAAGUUCACGCUCUACAAAUACAUUUCGUGCUGGCUGUUCGCCGAGGGCGCUCUCAUGUGCAUUGGCUUCACGUACAAGGGCCGCGAUGCACAGGGCAAUCCGGAUUGGUCUGGCUGCACCAAUGUCAAGCUAAUGCUGCUCGAGACCGGAAACACCAUGGAACACUAUGUGCAGAGCUUCAAUGUGAACACCAAUCAGUGGGUCGCUCAAUACAUAUUCAAGCGUCUGAAGUUCCUCAACAAUCGGAACAUUAGCUACGCGGCUGCUUUGGGUUUCCUAGCCGUAUGGCACGGCUACCAUAGUGGCUAUUAUAUGGCAUUCCUUAUGGAGUACAUGAUUGUCAGCACCGAGAAGCAGAUCGAUCGCGUUUACACCAAGGAAGUUCUACCCAGAUAUGGCGAAACAUUGAACAAUUCAAUGAUAUAUAAAGCUCUUUAUUUCGUGUCCCUAAAGUCCUAUAACAUCGUCUACAUGGGCUGGUGUCUCACCUCAUUUGUUUUCCUCAAAUACGAGCGCUGGAUCACGGUCUUCAGGGCAGUCAACUAUUUCGGCUUCGUAUACAUGCUCAUCUGGGCUUGCCUGUUUCAUGGCUAUCGUCAUUUUAUUAGCAAACCGCCGCAGAAUCGAGAGCCCGCCGCAAAAGCAUCAACUGUAAAACAAGCCACAGAUUAGUGGAGCGGCAAACCCGUAUGCAAUGUCCAAUUCAGCAGAAUUUCUUUCGUUUAAAAUUGAUGUGAAGAUGUUACCAAAUAAUCAUAGUUUACUCUCACACACAUAUAUAUCUGCAUAUAUAUGUACGUGAGUGGUAAACGAUUGAAUGCGAUAAGGACUAAAGGACGUGGCGUAAAGUUGUAGCUGUUCUCAAUCGUUCAUUAUAGAAAGCAAUGUCUAGUCAGUGAAACAUAGUUGAGUUGCUCUAUGAACGGCGUCGAGACUUAUCCAACUAUAAAGACAAUUUUAUAUACAUAUAUUUUCAUAUGCUCACAAACUGUAUAAGAAUAGAAGCAGCUAUGCAAAAAGUGCAAAUUUAAAAAUCAUAUUUAAGCAAUUAUCAAUUGAAAACUCUUUAUAACAUUUCGAACCUUGUAAAUAUUGUAGAAUCAAGGCUUUUAAAUUAUAUGGUAGCUAGUUUGUAACACUCUGUUCAACAAAAUUGGUUCUAUCGAAAAAUUAAUAAACUUCUUGCUUGAGUCACCCAA
This is a messenger RNA of Drosophila navojoa, 2199 nucleotides long. It is a transcript of the gene nes, whose product is annotated as lysophosphatidylcholine acyltransferase 3 protein nessy. The record is from RefSeq and is a predicted model, not a curated record. Lineage: Eukaryota; Metazoa; Arthropoda; Insecta; Diptera; Drosophilidae. Gene Ontology annotation, cellular component: membrane. Gene Ontology annotation, molecular function: 1-acylglycerophosphocholine O-acyltransferase activity; lysophospholipid acyltransferase activity. Gene Ontology annotation, biological process: lipid modification; phosphatidylcholine biosynthetic process.